UAAAAGGGCAACAAAGGUAUUCAUAAGACAGUACCAUGAAGUUGUUUGGUUUAACUUUGGCAUUGGCUCUUGCAGUCGUAGUCUGUGCUGAGGACAACUUGGCACAGGAUGUAGGAGUUUUUGGCUACCAUUAUAAGAUUGGAAUUCCAAAAGCAAGUAGAAUAAAGAGAUUGGAACAACAAGGCCUCAGUGCUGCUCACGAAAGAAUUGUUGGAGGAGCCAUCACUGAUAUAUCUCAAGUGCCAUAUCAGGUGGGACUUAUUAUUCAAAUUCUGUUAGUCCUGACAUCUGUCUGCGGUGGUACCGUCAUUUCUAACACACGUGUGGUAACAGCUGCUCACUGUUACUUCGAUGGAGUAAUUACAUCUAGCAGCAUCACAACUGUCUUUGGCUCUAACUUACUUUUCUCUGGAGGCGUCCGUAUAAGCACCAGUGAUGUUUCCGUUCACCCCAACUGGAACCCACUCACUAUUUCUAAUGACAUAGCCGUCAUUCGUGUAUCGCCAGUGACUUUUUCAAAUGUAAUUCAGCCUGUCGCUUUGCCUACUGGAUCUGAAAUCGAUAAUAACUAUGCUGGUGUAAACGCACUUGCUUCUGGUUACGGUUUGACCUCUGAUGGCGGAUCAAUCGGCGUUACUCAGCGGGUGAGUUCCGUAACUCUUCCUGUGAUAACUAACAGUGAAUGUUCCGCUGUAUAUGGUGCUGCUGUACAAGACACAACGAUUUGUACCAGUGGUGAGAACGGACGGGGCACUUGCAGCGGCGACUCUGGUGGUCCAUUGGUCACCUCGAGCAAUGGUAGAAAUAUUCUGAUCGGAGUAGUAUCUUUCGGAGCACGAGCGGGCUGCCAAGCCGGUUUACCUGCCGGUUACGCGAGAGUCACAUCUUUCGUACCAUGGGUUCUUAGUCAAUAAUAAUAAUCUGAAAUGAAUCAUAAGUUAUUGUAACAAUAUUAUUUAUUAAAUAUAUUUUUUUGUAAAUAAAUCUAUCUAUUGUUAUUA
Galleria mellonella (greater wax moth) is the source of this 1001-nucleotide messenger RNA. RefSeq names its product brachyurin-like. Bases 36 to 914 code for a protein of 292 amino acids. NCBI's taxonomy places the organism in Eukaryota, Metazoa, Arthropoda, Insecta, Lepidoptera, Pyralidae. Gene Ontology annotation, biological process: proteolysis. The transcript is spliced from 5 exons. The record is from RefSeq and is a predicted model, not a curated record. Gene Ontology annotation, molecular function: serine-type endopeptidase activity.